This is a messenger RNA of Lasiosphaeria miniovina, 1393 nucleotides long. RefSeq names its product thioesterase-like superfamily-domain-containing protein. Gene Ontology annotation, molecular function: fatty acyl-CoA hydrolase activity. NCBI's taxonomy places the organism in Eukaryota, Fungi, Ascomycota, Sordariomycetes, Sordariales, Lasiosphaeriaceae. The record is from RefSeq and is a predicted model, not a curated record. The transcript has 3 exons. Gene Ontology annotation, cellular component: peroxisomal matrix. The coding region runs from base 120 to 1199 and encodes 359 amino acids. Gene Ontology annotation, biological process: fatty acid catabolic process; acyl-CoA metabolic process.
GCCCAGCCGGCCCAUACGCUUGACCCCCAAACCCUUUGCCGACACGCAAACGGCGGCAAGGAAGGGAGCUUCCAUUCUGAGCCUCGCUCGUUGGCGUAAGCCAUUUGCCGCAAGCCGCAAUGGACGACCGCACAACAUUGCUGCGUCCGCCGCCACCUGAUCCUAGCAAGGCGCCCAUUGAGAAUGUCCUCGAGGUGACCGAGCUGGCCGUCCUUGGGCCUGACAUAUUCACCAACGCCCGGAAGCCAUGGCAUCCUCCCGGAGCCCGGGGCAUUUACGGUGGCGCCGUCAUUGCCAUGUGCCUCGCGGCCGGCCAGCGCACGGUGCCUGACGACUUCAACGUGCACAGUCUGCACGCAUACUUCCUGUUGGCCGGAUCAGGGCAGCUCCCCAUUCUAUUCCACGUCGAGAGAGUCCGGGAUGGGCGGUCAUUCGCCACGCGGACAGUGCAGGCCCGGCAAAAGGGGCGGUGCAUCUUCACCACGACCAUCUCGUUUGUGCGCGAGGGGUCGAGCGGCAAGCCCGGGUCGCAGGCGUCGCACUCGUCACCUAUGCCGCGCGGCGGCGGCGGCGACGACGACGACGACGGCCAACAACCGCUGCGGCCGCCGCCCGACGACUUUGACGGCGAGCCGGAGCUAAUCAAGCAGGGGCCGUUCCAGAGCGACCGCAUCGAGAUCGUGAACCGCGACAGCGCGCACGCGCACGAGAAGAAGACGCGCCAGUGGUUCCGGGCGCGCGGCAGGAUUGCCGGCGGCCCGCCGGCCCACCUCGCCGCCCUCGCCUACGUCUCCGAUUCGUACUUCAUCGGGACCGUCUCGCGCAUCCACCGCCUCUGGCGCUUCCCCUUCAACGCCAAGGAGUACGACGACCUGCCCGCCGACGUCAAGACCAAAGUCCGCACCCUGCACGAGUGGGAGGGUCUCGGGAGCGACCCGCGGGACAUGGUCGGCCAGCCUGUCGUGGGCAUGAUGGUCUCUCUCGACCACUCCAUCUACUUCCACGAGCCCGGCAAGGUCCGGGCCGACGAGUGGAUGCUCAACGAGAUGGAAUCUCCCUGGGCGGGCGAUGGUCGGGGCGUGGUCACGCAAAAGAUCUUUAGCAAGGACGGCACACUGAUCGCCACCUGCGUUCAAGAGGGAAUUAUUCGGCUGAAAGAAGAAGCAAAACUGGAAGAAGGCAAGGGCUCCAAGCUGUAGAUUGGCAAACUGGUGGUGCUCUGUUUUUACGCGUGUAAAUUUUGUUCGUGACUGGCGCUUGUUCUCUUUUACUAGACUCCCUGAGCGAGCCGGUGCAAGCAACCAUCCUCUUUACUCUCCCGAUGAAUUUAACCCCCACCUGUAGAUCAAUAUACCUGUUUGACAAUUCUGUCUGGUUGGCUGGGCAAGUCACC